AAUCAGCUGUGUCCAAUCACAGCUGAUCACAUGGCACUGAUGAUCAGUCUGCCCUGAUGAUCAGUUUGGCCCCAGAAGUGCCACCUGUCAGUGCUCAUCAGUGCCAGUGCCCAUCAGUGCCACAUCAAUGCCACAUAUCAGUGCAUACCAGUGCACAUCAAUGCCACAUAUCAGUGCCCAUCUGAGCUGCCUUUCAAUGUCACCCAUCAGUGCCAGUCAGUGCCACCUAUCAAUGCCAAUCAGUGCCACCUAUCAGUGCUGCCAAUCAGUGCCGCCUAUCAGUGCCAUAUAUCAGUGUCAUGUAUCAGUGCUGCCU
Staurois parvus is the source of this 316-nucleotide messenger RNA. NCBI's taxonomy places the organism in Eukaryota, Metazoa, Chordata, Amphibia, Anura, Ranidae. The record is from the annotation of a GenBank genome assembly.